AAGAGUGUGGGGGUAAAACAGAGAAGAAGGAGGGCUCAUCACUGUAGUGUUUAGUGGUGGGCUCUUUUCUGUGUUAUUCAGACUGCAACUUCAAUAUUUGCAGUUCUGUUGUUGAUGGUGGUUUGCUGCUUUGGGAAAGAACCUGAAGUUUUGCUUUUGAGACUCUGCAACUGUUCUGAAGAAACAUCCCUUGUGUAAAACCCCAGCUCCCUGUACCAUGUACCAGUCUGGCUUUGUGCCACGGGAGUAUUACCCAGCCAUGACCGCACCUUCUGCUUACACCUACCCACCACUGCGGACUGGGAGAGCAGGAGACAUGACCACCCCUGUGAUGUUCCCUCCCAUCCACAUGCAUAACUUCUACAGCCGCCCCAUCACCUUUGUGGUGGACCAGACCAGCCACCCUGACUAUGAGGGAGGUCAGGUGGAGUAUCACCAUCUCUAUGGUGCCUCCCGUCCCUACUUCCAUCCAUACUAUGCCUGGCAGUUUGCUCCCAUGGUCCCUGUCCCUCUCUACCAUCCUUAUGCAAACUAUAAUCCCUAUGCUGCCUACCAGAGGUCAGAUCAGUAUCGUGACACAUGGCCAGAAGGCUUCACAAUGAGAGGAGAGCUUCAAUGGGGGAAGCUUGCAAAGGUGUUUGGACCAAGGAAAGAUCUCCCAGCAUUUGUGAAGGAUGAUCUCCGGAGGGUUUAUGGCACCUACCCACGUACCAGUGUCUCCAUUACCUACAGGAAAGGGGAGUUCUUGGUGAAGGGGGACCCCCAGGUAGGAGAGCAGGAAUAUGCAGUGGAAAAGAAAGUCGUCCAGCAGGCUGUGACCCCCAGUGCCAGUGAAGCAGAUGACAGCAGUGAGGACCGGAACAGUAAGAAGAAAAAGAAACAAAGACACUGAUAUAGUCAAUCACCCAAUGCUUCAGAGCCCUUGUGGAAAUCAGUUGGCAGCUGUUCUUGGUGCAGCUGGCAAGUAGCACAAGCAAUGAAUGCCACCACCCCUGUUGGCUUUUAACUGCUCCCCAUCCUUCACAAGCUUAUGGCAACUUUACCCUGUUUGCACAGUGCCUGCCCUAUAAAGAAACCACAUGGCACUUGUCUGUCAGAUCAGCUCUUUGGUUCUGGCUUUGAAAUGAGUGUUUGAUUUCCACUGGUUGGUUGUAUGGUCACAGUCUGGUGGGGGGAAUCUCCAGGCAGCAGCCCUUCAUCAGAAAACUUCAGCCUCUUCCUGUCCCAUGCAAGGGAAUGUCCUGGAAGCUGGCUCUUUUCCUGGCACUCAAUAGGAUCAAAGUGGGAUUUCUUCCAGGUUGGGGGCAGUGCAAGUCCCAGAGGAAAAAGGGGUUCUUGAACACUGUAAAGAGCAAAUAUUUGCAUGUCUUGUCACUGCUGUUUAUGACCAUUCCAUUGUACUUAAUCACUGUGUAAUGCCUGUGUGCAGCAUUCCCUUACAUGCUGGCAGAAGAUCCUGGUGUCCCCAUCCUCUGGGGGUGCUUGGUUCUCCUGGCCACAUGUCCUUGUUGAAAUCACUGCAGAGACCCUCCUCUGGGUCUCACUCAGCUCUGGUUAGAGAUGCUGGCUCUCCAGUGAGGUUACUGGAGUUGUGAACCACAGCACUUUCACAGCUCGGUCUCUUGGAAGGGUGGAUUUCAGAGUAGUGCUUGAAGGCUGGAGAGCUGUGUGGGGCUGGGUCUGACUUGUAAACCUCUUUACCUUUUAAAUGAUUAUAAAUAAUAAAAAUCUCAAAAGCAGA
Melopsittacus undulatus (budgerigar) is the source of this 1741-nucleotide messenger RNA. It is a transcript of the gene C4H10orf95, whose product is annotated as chromosome 4 C10orf95 homolog. The record is from RefSeq and is a predicted model, not a curated record. The transcript is spliced from 2 exons. Bases 218 to 892 code for a protein of 224 amino acids. NCBI's taxonomy places the organism in Eukaryota, Metazoa, Chordata, Aves, Psittaciformes, Psittaculidae.